Messenger RNA from Dioscorea cayenensis subsp. rotundata (Guinea yam), 4310 nucleotides. Its product is annotated as PH, RCC1 and FYVE domains-containing protein 1-like. The record is from RefSeq and is a predicted model, not a curated record. NCBI's taxonomy places the organism in Eukaryota, Viridiplantae, Streptophyta, Magnoliopsida, Dioscoreales, Dioscoreaceae. The transcript has 10 exons. Gene Ontology annotation, molecular function: metal ion binding. Bases 489 to 3734 code for a protein of 1081 amino acids.
GGCCCAAAAACACUCUCAAAUAGUAAUACAAACGUAGAGCUUUCAGAGCGCUCUCUCUCUCUCGAUGUUCGUCAGCAAUGAAUGGCUCCCAAGCUCGAGCGUCCCACGAGCGCCCCCAAUAUCGCGGGGAGUGCGAGGAGGAGCGCUUCUCACUCACCGCCUUCAUCGUAUGCUCCAGUGCCGCGUGUACUGCCCACAUGCCUCCAGUUCCAUUGCCCAUCUCCAAUCCUCUUUCCUUUCAUCGUCAUCGUCACCGCCAUCGCCAUCGAUUUCAGAUGCUCUCAGGAGGAAGAGGAGGAUUGCGGAUCGAUUUGAGCGCAGCUAUUGGUUUUGGGAAGGAUUGGAGCGGUGGAAUCGUGGUGGCAUUGAGGAAAGAGGUCGGAUAUUGAUGAUAGGCCUUGGCAGGGAGGGGGCGCAUAUAUGGAGACGGGGUUGAAGGGUAUGAGAUCGCUCCUGAUGGUUCCUUUCCACGAGUCUGAUCAGAUGGAAUGGCAGAUCCCGUCAAUCAUGGCAAUUCCAACCGCGAUCUCUAUCAAGCACUUAUUGCAUUGAAGAAAGGUUCCCAAUUAAUCAAGUAUAGUCGUAAAGGAAAGCCUAAGCUGUGCCCAUUCAGGAUUUCUAGUGAUGAAACAGCAUUAAUUUGGCUAUCUCACAAGAAGGAAAGGACUCUUUACUUGGCUUCUGUAAUACGUCUUAUACCUGGUCAGAGAACUGCUGUAUUUAGAAGAUUUUUACGGCCUGAAAAGGAUUACUUAUCUUUUUCUCUUGUCUAUAAAGGCGGUGAACGAACCUUAGAUCUGGUUUGCAAAGAUCAAGCUGAGGUAGAGGUAUGGUUUACAGGACUUAAGGCUUUGGUAUCUACCCACCAACGGAGGCAUUCUAGAUUUGAUGGGCAGAGUGAUGAUGGUAGGGACUCUGUUCACAGUGGUCUCGCUUAUGGUGCAACACUAGAAGGUACUUCGACCAUUUCCCCAGGCGCCCUGGUUGAUUAUGACAACAAAGGAUCUCCAUUGAAUUUGGCAGGGUCAGAUGUGGGCUCAGAUUGUCCAAAUAUGCAACUAAGAUUAAGUAACGCAGAUGCUGUUCGCCUUAGUAUUUCAAGUGCCCCCAGUUCUUCAAGUCACGGUUCUGGACCAGAUGACAUCGAGUCAUUAGGUGAUGUUUAUGUUUGGGGAGAACUAUGGUGUGAUGGGAAUUUACCAGAUGGUUCUAGAGACUAUUUAUGUUCACAAUCAGACAUUAUACUUCCAAAACCUCUAGAAUCAGAUGUUGUCUUGGAUGUUCAACAAAUAGCAUGCGGUGUCAGGCAUUUUGCUUUGGUUACUAGACAAGGAGAAGUUUUCACAUGGGGUGAAGAAUCUUGUGGGCAGCUUGGUCAUGGAAAUGACUUAAAUAUCAGUCGGCCUCGGCUUGUUGAAUCACUUUCACUCUGGAGUAUGGAUUAUGUUGCAUGUGGUGAAUAUCAUACUUGCGCUAUAUCUACAGCUGGUGACUUUUUAACUUGGGGAGAUGGAACACAUAAUACCGGACUUCUUGGACAUGGCACUGGUGUCAGCCACUGGAUUCCUAAGAGAGUCUCUGGCCCUCUGGAGGGACUGCAAGUUUUGUCUGUGGCAUGUGGCACGUGGCAUUCAGCACUCAUUACUUUUAAUGGAAAAUUAUAUACUUUUGGUGAUGGGACAUUUGGUGUACUUGGUCAUGGUGAUCGAGAAAGCAUUGGAUAUCCCAAGGAAGUAGAAUCCCUGCACGGAUUAAGAACAAUUAAAGUUGCAUGUGGCCUAUGGCAUACAGCAGCAAUUGUUGAGGUAAUGGGGCAAGCUGGAGUCAAUGUUGUUUCUAGGAAGUUAUUUACCUGGGGUGAUGGAGAUAAAUAUCGUCUAGGUCAUGGUGAUAAGGAAGCACGGCUUAUCCCCACUUGUGUUCCUUCUUUAAUUGAUUACAACUUUCAUCAACUGGCAUGUGGACACAACAUUACUGUUGCACUCACAACAUCUGGACAUGUUUUUACCAUGGGAAGUAUAGCGCAUGGGCAACUUGGAAAUCCACAAGCGGAUGGCAAAAUUCCUUGUUUAGUGCAAGACAGAUUGGUUGGGGAGCUUGUGGAAGAGAUUGCUUGUGGAGCUUAUCAUGUUGCUGUACUAACAUCACGAAGUGAAUUAUAUACAUGGGGAAAAGGUGCCAAUGGGCGACUAGGACAUGGUGACCUUGAAGAUCGGAAAACACCUACCCUUGUUGAAGCUUUGAAAGACAGGCAUGUCAAAAGCAUAUCCUGUGGCUCAAAUUUCACAGCAUGCAUUUGCAUUCAUAAGUGGGUAUCUGGUGCAGACCAAUCUCUUUGCUCAGGUUGUCGACAAGCAUUUGGUUUCACUCGAAAAAGGCAUAAUUGUUAUAACUGUGGAUUGGUCCAUUGCCAUGCUUGUAGUUCCAGGAAAGUUUUGAAAGCUGCAUUGGCACCGACUCCAGGCAAACCGCACCGCGUCUGUGAUUCAUGUUAUUUAAAGCUGAAGGCAUCAGAAGCUGGCAAUGCCUAUGCUGCUCGGAAGAGUAUCAUUCCUCGCCAUUCCAUUGAUAUCAGGGAGAAGUCAGACCGGGGAGAAAUAAGAUCUUCAAGAAUUUUGUUGUCACCCAGAACUGAACCUGAAAAAUAUAUUGAAGUAAAAUCUGUCAAGCAUGAUAUGAAAUCAGAUUCUCCAUCUCUAAUCCGAGCUUCGCAAGUUCCUGCGUUAUUGCAGUUAAAAGACAUCUCAUUUCCUAGCUCAAUGAGUGCUGUUCAAACUGCUUUAAAACCAAUUGUUACGUCAGAAUCUUCACAAACUGGCAAUUCCAAGCCAACAUCUCCAUAUGCAAGGAAGCCCAGUCCUCGAAGUUCUGUUACACCUGUAUUUUCUAGAGGUAUCAUUGAUAGCCUUAGGAAGACUAAUGAAAUCCUGAAUCAUGAAGUUUCAAAGCUGCAAGCCCAAGUUAAAAAUCUGAAGCAGAAGUCUGAAAUUCAUGAUGCUGUACUGCAGAAAGCACAAAAGAAGGCCGAAGAAUCUUCAUUUUUAGCUGCAGAAGAAUUUGCAAAAUUUAAAGCUUCAAUUGAAUUCAUAAAGUCUCUUGAUAAGCAGCUUAAGGAUCUGACGGAGAAAUCGCCUUCAGAACUGGGUGAAAGUUUAAAAUCCAUGCAUAUUCAAGCAGAAUCAUUUCUAAAAAGUAACGAAAAUCACGCAUCAGAGUUUUCUUCUUCCAUUGUAAUGGAUUCCUCAGGGAAUCAUCACUCUUAUUCUAAUAAUGGUGGAGGAGCUGAUGUCCACGGUCAGAGGAUAGAGAAUGCAAACGAGGAGCCUGACUCAUCACACAAUUAUAUCGUAGGCAGUGCUCAGCACAGUAACCAAUCAGCAAUCACUGAAACCAGAAAUGAUGCUUCUCAUCAAAGCACGGACAAUGGAGUUAGAUCGCCAGAACUUUCUUCCAUGAAUCAUACUAAUGUUGGAGAAGUUCAAUUGGUAGAGCAAUUCGAGCCUGGAGUAUACGUGACUCUUGUUCAACUUCCUAAUGGAACCAAAAUAUUUAAACGGAUUAGAUUCAGCAAGAGAAGGUUUGGUGAGCAGCAAGCUGAAGAUUGGUGGAAUAAAAACAAUGAAAGGGUUCUCAUGAAAUACAGUCAUCGAGUUCCUGUUGCUGCUUCUACACAGAACUCAAGUGCACCACCGGCUGAUGAUGAACAGGGUGCUGCAGCAUCUUCCCAAGCUUAGGCUUUUUGUGGUUUCACCACUGUUUUGACAAUAGGAAUAGUCAGAAAGCAGUCACCACAAGCUGAUCGCAAUAAUCUCCUUGGAUGGCUGGAGUAUAGAGUAACCUUGCGGUGGUUUAAAACUAUUUAUUCAGCUCAAAAUACAAUGAAGCAGACGCCCCAUUACAAGUGUGUGCAGAAUUUUUUUCCCCACGAGCAAAAUGGAAAGCAGGCAAACAGAUGGAUGAAAGUUAAAGUGCGGGUGCAAACCAUGGGGAGACAUUCUAAGUAAUUUUUGCCUGAUCAAAUCAUUGAAUAAUAUAUGAUGCAUGUAAGUCAUUGAUUCUAGAAUUUAUUGUCACACUGGUGUGUAUGCAAUGUUAGCCAAGAACUAGGUUAAGAAUUGAAAAUUUCCAAAUAUUCAUGCGUGGAUGCCUAGCCAACCUUAUCAUGUUUUAACUGCUGAAAAUAAAGAGAAAAGGAACAGAAUGUUGUUUGGUUUUGCAUGAAGAGAAUAAGGGGAAAUUUAUUGUUUUUGUUAAAAAUUAGUAACUUUAUUUUGACAAGUCAGCAAGGCAUGCUGUUUGUAAAAGUACCA